AAUGUCCACCUUCUACGUUAAGGUUGCUGUUCUCGACGGUGAUAGCUGUUUGUGGCAGCACGAUGGACUCACCAAUUCCAUCAUCACCAAAGCGUCAGCCACUCUUAUGGUGGCAACGCUGGUAAUCAUCUGUUUCUCACGGUGGGCCAAGAAAUUCAUCAUCAAAAUCGAACCGCCACAACCCCCGGGUCCCCCUGGCUUGCCUAUAAUCGGAAACCUACCGUUCAUCAAACCCGAUUUCCUUCAAUACGUCACCAAACAAUCUCAAAUCUACGGCCCCAUCAUCAAGCUUCGCAUGGGAAGCAAAAUUUACAUAGUCAUAAGCUCACCUUCAAUCGCCAAAGAGAUCCUCAAAGACCACGACACCACCUUUGCCAACCGCGACGCUCCGGCGGCAGCCAUAAAUGGAUACUACGGUGGACUCGACAUCGUGUGGAGAUCCAACGGACAGGAACUUCAUAAGCUGCGUAAGCUUGUGGUUCGCGAAAUUAUGUGCAACAAAGGGCUGAACGCUUGCUACGAGCUCCGUCGGCGCAAGAUUAGACAGAUGGUGAAGUACAUACACGGGAAAAUCGGCUCCUCCAUUAACCUUAGUGAGCAAAUUUUCUUGGCCACGAUGAGUGUCACCAUUAGCACGCUGUGGGGUGAUUCGUUGAACGAAGAAGAAGCAAAACGUGUGGUUGAAUUCAAGGAACGAUUAGAGGAAUUUGUGGGAUUAAUCGGAGCACCAAACGUUUCUGAUAUAUUCCCGGUUCUCAGGCCGUUGGAUUUACAAGGGAUUGAAUCCAAAACCAAGAAGCUUUUGUCGUGGUUUUAUGAGUUUUUAGAGUCCGUAAUAGAACAGAGAAGGAAGGCCGGAGAAGCAGAACAACAGGAGGAAAGCAAAGAUUUUCUGCAACAAUUGUUGGAGCUGAACCAAAGAGGAGAUGCCAAAGCCUCGUUGUCCAUGACGGAAAUCAAAGCUUUGCUGCUGGAUAUGAUAGUCGGCGGUACGGACACAACAUUCACAACAAUGGAGUGGGCUAUGACGGAAUUACUACGGCACCCCGAUAAACUGAAAAGAGUCGCCGACGAAUUAGAUGCAGUAGUCGGCGGCCAAAACGUCGUCGAAGAAACUCAUCUCCCUCGGCUGCGCUACCUGGAAGCGGUGGUGAAAGAAACAUUUCGAAUCCACCCACCGGCUCCCUUGCUACUGCCGCACAUGGCUGGCGAAACCACCGUCGUAGCUGGUUACACAAUCCCCAAACAUUCCAAUGUUUUCUUCAACGCGUGGGCAAUACAAAGGGACCCUGAGCUCUGGGAAAAUCCUCUCCGAUUCGAGCCAGAGAGAUUCAUGAGAGAAUCAGAGAAAAGGAAUUAUCUGGGGAACAGUUUCCAUCUCUUCCCGUUUGGAUCGGGGAGAAGAAUUUGCGUCGGGAUUCCUCUAGCUGAAAAACUGAUAAUGCAUAUUUUGGCGACGCUGGUGCAUUCUUUUGAGUGGGUGUCGCCGGACGGCAAGAAACCGGACAUCAGAGACAAGCUCGCGUUGGUCUUGUCGAAGGUGGAACCACUCUUCGUGGUUCCAAUCGCACGUUUACCCAACUCACAGCAAUACGAAUAAGUAGUUGGUUAGUCCCUUUACUCUCCUUCUAUUAAUAAAUUAGAUCCCAAUAAAUAUAUGUAUCUUAAAUCGAGGAGUACUUUGGGCUUUAUCUCACGUUCAGAAUUUCAAAAGGCAAUCAGGUUU
Molecule: messenger RNA, 1726 nt
Organism: Hibiscus syriacus
Lineage: Eukaryota; Viridiplantae; Streptophyta; Magnoliopsida; Malvales; Malvaceae
Product: flavonoid 3'-monooxygenase CYP75B137-like
Exons: 2
Coding region: 2-1600 (532 amino acids)
Molecular function (GO): iron ion binding; heme binding; oxidoreductase activity, acting on paired donors, with incorporation or reduction of molecular oxygen
Source: RefSeq, a predicted model, not a curated record